AUGCCUGAGAUAGCUGAAGAAAAGAUCAAGGCGCGACGUGUUCCGGUCAAAGCCUUGCUCCUGGACCAAAAGUUUCUCAGCGGAAUAGGCAAUUGGGUCGGGGACGAAGUGUUAUAUCACGCACGCCUUCACCCAGAACAAUACAGUGAUGAAAUCAGCGAUGAACAGAUACAGAGGCUGUACGACUCCAUCGUGGACGUCUGUCAAACCGCAGUCGAUAAGCUCGGGGACUCGGACCAGUUUCCUAAACAUUGGCUCUUCAACCACCGCUGGGCUAAAGGCAAGGGCACGACGCUCAAGCUCCCAAACGGAGAAAAGUUGGCAUUCGUCACCGUCGGUGGUAGGACUAGCUGCUACGCUCCUGGCAUACAGAAGAAAACUGGCAAGGGCGCCGAAACUGAACCAGAUGUCAAGGAGGAAGAUGACGAAGGGGAUGAAGCUGCACCCCCGCUAAGGGAAAAAGCCGAAGAAGACCAAGCUCGCCCAGCCUACCAAAUCAGAGGAGAAGGCUGA
This is a messenger RNA of Parascedosporium putredinis, 513 nucleotides long. Lineage: Eukaryota; Fungi; Ascomycota; Sordariomycetes; Microascales; Microascaceae. The record is from the annotation of a GenBank genome assembly.